CACUGCGCAGCCGCGGGGGCGGGACUGGCCUCGGUCCCGGAAGCCGGAACCGCUAGCUUGUGAGUCUUCGGUCCGAAGACCAUGAGCGCGGCGGGUGACCUUCGUCGCCGCGCGCGACUGUCGCGCCUCGUGUCCUUCAGCGCGAGCCACCGGCUGCACAGGAGCAACACAGUCGGGAAUUGAAUCCCAGAGAAACAAGACCGCACCUGAGAGUUGGUUUCAAAGGGAGCUUCGUUACUCACUUGAAGCCCAUCUCUGAGCGAUGAAGAGAACUUAAGAGUGUUUGGGAAAUGCAACAAUCCGAAUGGCCACGGGCACAACUAUAAAGCCUCAGUGUGCUUACUCACAAUGAAAUACCCAGUGGUGUGUGUGUGGAAGGGAAAAAGUCCAAACUUAUAAAGGUGCUGACCAGUUUUCAAGCACAUCAGGUGACUACCCGCUGUUUUAUGAGCUGACAGUGAACGACGACUGGUUUUGCCUGCAGAGGAGGUGGGUCAGUUUGCUACAUAGCUGGAUGCGCAUGCGCAUUUCCCACUUUACAGGCAGAGACUGAGCGGCAUCUCCCUCCUCCCAGUGAUGGCAGCCUUAUAAGCAGGAAAGCUUCACUCCUUUUUGGAUUUGCUAAUUUUCUCUGCUCAGCCAAAGCUUCCUCCAAGCUCCUCUGUCAGAGCUGAGUCUUCAUUGACCGAUAAAAAGAUCUUAAUGAAAAGAAUACCUAUUUGGAGAAAAGUUGAAGUAUAGCCUUGGGGACCGUAGAUCUAUGUUUCUGUCGCUAACUUGCGCUAAUCUGUUGAAAGUCAUGUUUUGUUGGUAUUUUUUGUUUUCUUUCUCACAGUUGUGGUGACAGUCCAUGGAGAGACAGGGUCUCAUGUUCAAGGCUGCCCUUGAACUUCCUGUGUUGCCAAGAAAGGCUUUGACCUCCAGAUCCUCCUGAUUCUGUUUCACAAGUGACGGGAUUGCAGGCAUGAGCCAUUCCCCAGCUUUGUGAAAGCGUUCAUAUGGAGAGCCUGCUACAAUGGUCUUCACCCUCAUUUCUUCCUUAGAUUGAUCCUGUUACAGGAAUGGUUAUGAAUUUGACCGACCUCAAAGAAUACAUGGAGGAGGCCAUCAUGAAGCCUCUUGAUCACAAGAACCUGGACCUGGAUGUGCCGUACUUUGCGGAUGCUGUGAGCACGACAGAAAAUGUAGCUGUCUACAUCUGGGAAAGCCUCCAGAAACUUCUUCCAGUGGGAGCUCUUUAUAAAGUAAAAGUGUUUGAAACCGACAACAACAUCGUAGUCUAUAAAGGAGAAUAGGUCUUAGGGUUGCUAUUGUAGACAGGCACAUUUCUUUUCACACUUGAAAAAGGCUUUGUCCUUCCAGAGUUCGCAGCAGUCACCACAUGCUUGUGUCUCCAUGUUCUGUUCUAGAGUACCCGAGCAUUAAAGUAAUGUAAGGCCUGUAUUUAGAUGUAUUUACGAAUCAAACUUUCAGUGUAUCCUGCAUGUGGUUUUGGUGAGAAGGUAGAGAAGGAUUGAGGAUUGACACCAGGGCCUCACACGGGAAGCAUAGACUCUUCUGAAGUGCAUUCCAGUCCUCUCAAGGCUAUUUAGAGGGUCUUUUAUCUAGAGGUUUAAAAUUAUUUCAUCUUGGGCUGGAGAGAUGGCUCAGCCGUUAAGUACACUGACUGUUCUUCCAGAGGUCCUGAGUUCAAUUCCCAGAAACCACAUGAUGGCUCACAACCAUCUAUAAAGGGAUCUGAUGCCCUCUUCUGGCAUGUAGUUGUACAUGCAGACAAAGCAUUCCUACAUUAAAAAAAAUACAUAAAUAAAAUUUAAAAAUAAUUUCAUUUGAGCAAAAUGUUUUGAUGUGGAAUUAUGCAAAGGUAAAAUAAACCCAUUUUUGUUAUCUA
This is a messenger RNA of Mus musculus (house mouse), 1891 nucleotides long. RefSeq names its product 6-pyruvoyl-tetrahydropterin synthase (gene Pts). The record is from RefSeq and is a predicted model, not a curated record. Gene Ontology annotation, biological process: tetrahydrobiopterin biosynthetic process. Gene Ontology annotation, molecular function: 6-pyruvoyltetrahydropterin synthase activity. The coding region runs from base 1062 to 1295 and encodes 77 amino acids. The transcript is spliced from 7 exons. NCBI's taxonomy places the organism in Eukaryota, Metazoa, Chordata, Mammalia, Rodentia, Muridae.